Messenger RNA from Schizophyllum commune H4-8, 839 nucleotides. RefSeq lists its product as uncharacterized. The record is from RefSeq and is a predicted model, not a curated record. NCBI's taxonomy places the organism in Eukaryota, Fungi, Basidiomycota, Agaricomycetes, Agaricales, Schizophyllaceae. The transcript is spliced from 3 exons. Bases 242 to 781 code for a protein of 179 amino acids.
GUGGUCGUUCGUAGCUCUGCAACCGCCACCACCAGGGUCGGAUACCUACUGUGCUUGCCAAUCCUUAGGAUCGAGCUCCUUCUUGUACACCUUCGACCUCUUGUCUGACUUCAGAACUACGCUAGGUGCGAUGACGAGACCCUCUGAACCAAAAUACUCGUGCGAAUGUCGCGGCGCCUAACACAAUUCACGGGCGUUGUCGUAAUGGCCUCAAGGCAUUGUAAUCUUCCUCUCAUCUACCAUGGCGGCGCAGCCUAGCACCUCAGAUCCGCCUCCCUCGGAGAACGACUCCCUGCCAAAGCAGUCGGAAAGAUUCUGCUCGACUGGCGAGGAUAUUGUCGUAUUCAGGUCCAAAGACCAUAUCCUCCUCAACAUACACCGUGCCAAUCUGCGCGCGGUCACGGAUGGGCCCUUCGCUGUCGACCUCGCCGCUCCGGAGGGCGAUGUUGCAGAUCUUCCUGAAGACGGGGACACGCUCGAGCUCAUGUUUCGACACGUGUACCCCGGUCGUAUACCCUCGCUCGCCCCUCUACCAUUCCAGGAACUGUACACUCUGGCCGAAGCGUCCGAGAAGUAUCGCGUCGGGCCUGCAAUGAAUAUGUGUUACACUCAUCUUGACCUGCUAUACAGGAAACGCCCGCUCAAAGUCCUUGCCUACGCUUUCAGGCAUGGCUACCAUGAGCUCAUGAACAAAUGCGCGCCUUCCACCGUUGGCAGGUCAGUCAAGGACGUGCGUGGUAUAGGACGCCUUUUUUUUGGUGUCCCAUUUAUUGUCCUGUGAGGCCGAGCCUUAUGGUAGACAUAAUACAAUGGGACUUCUUUUCGUUGGUACUCCUGCU